Molecule: messenger RNA, 1809 nt
Organism: Solenopsis invicta (red fire ant)
Lineage: Eukaryota; Metazoa; Arthropoda; Insecta; Hymenoptera; Formicidae
Product: zinc finger MYM-type protein 1
Exons: 3
Coding region: 1-1809 (602 amino acids)
Molecular function (GO): protein dimerization activity
Source: RefSeq, a predicted model, not a curated record
AUGUCAAAAAAAUCAGGAGCAGAGCUAAGAAAGAUACGCAAAAGAAAAGAAGAAGAAAAAAUAGAGUUAGCAAAAAAUUGGAAGCAAUGCUUAGCCCGAAUUGCAAAAGUAACAGAAUCAAAUACAAGUGGAAUAUCAGAAGACGAAAAAAAAGAUAAUGUUCCUGUAAUUACGUCUAGUUCAAGCGAUGUUCAUGAAUCUAGUUCGAGAGAAAUAUCAAAAGAUGAAAAAAACAAAGUAUCCAAUAUUAUUGCCAGUACUUCUACAGAAGAACAAUGUAAUCCAGAGGAAGAACAAAAAUUUAAAAAUAUAAAUUAUAGUGAUCCCGCUACUUGGCAAAGAAUGAACAUUUAUAAUGAACAUUUUAUUUGUGCCUUGGUAGCUCAUGGUCCAGUUCAUGAUACGGAAGCAGAUUUUUCCCACUCAGCAAGUAACGACGGGCGUCAUUUUUCUGCAGCAUGGUUUUUCAAAUGUAUGCCAAAUGGUGAAAAAGUAAAGAGGGACUGGCUCUUGUAUAGUAGAUCGAAAGGAGCAGUAUUUUGUUUCCCUUGUUUACUAUUUAGCAAAAACAGCAUGAAUUCUCCAAAAAUUGCAAAUAUUGAUAGCGGUUUUUCCAACUGGAGAAAAAUGAAUCCUCAAAUUCCUGAUCACGAAAACAGCGUAGAACAUAAAAAUGCAUUUAUUAAAUGGAAGGAAUUAGAACAAUGCCUAAAACUUGGACACACUAUUAAUUCUGAUAUAGAAAAAAAUAUUCUAAUGGAAAAAAAUAAGUGGAAGCGGAUUUUAACUGCGAUAAUUGAUUCCAUAUUGCACUGUGCAGAGAAUAAUCUAGCCUUAAGAGGUACAUCAGACAAUAUCGAUGAUCGUCAAUCAGGAAUGUUUCUUAAAAAUAUCAGACUUAUUGCAAAAUAUGAUAAAGAAAUUGCGCGACAUGUAGAUUCAAUUAGGAAUAAUCCAAAUCGAACCGUAUCAUAUUUUUCUAAAACAAUUCAAAAUGAAAUUAUACAUCUUAUGGGCAAACAGAUAAAAAAUAAAAUUUUUGAUGAUAUUAGAGAAGCAACCUACUUUGCGAUUUCAUUCGACUGCACUCCUGAUAUUUCUCACAAGGAACAAAUGGUACAGAUUAUUAGGUAUGUUAAGCUCACAGAUGAUGGGCAAUAUAAAGUUGAGGAAAGAUUUAUUGAUUUUAUUGAAUCAAAAAGCAAAACUGGUGAGGCAUUAGCUAAUCAAAUUAUUAACAAGAUUCAAACAGAUGGACUAAAUAUAGAAAACUGCAGAGCUCAAUGCUACGAUAACGGGUCAAACAUGGCCGGUUAUCCUAAUAUGCAAGUUGCUUAUCGAAUAUAUUUAACAAUACCUGUGACAUCCGCUAGUGCUGAAAGAUCGUUCAGCAAACUUAAAAUAAUUAAGAACUAUUUGAGAUCAACUAUGAAUCAAGAUAGGAUAAGUAAUCUUAGUUUGUUAUCUAUUGAAUGGGAUUUGGCGAAGUCAUUAGAUUAUAGUGACUUAAUAGAAGAUUUUUCUACUUUAAAAGCUCGUAAACAAAAUCGACCAGCUACGUCGAAUAUCGCGGAGGAGUACAAAAAGGUAGUGCUAAAAGUUGUCGAGGAUGACGAGAUUGACGAUAACGCUGAUAGCAGCAGCACAACGGUAUCAGAGACGGAAGCAGCUUGCAACAAAGGGGCAUCUGGAGGUGUCGAUUCGUUUUUGAAUCUUGUUACAAAAAAUUCGGGCAUGGAGCAGUAUAGUGCAAAAGUGGAAGAAGGUCUCUAUUACACCGCUCGUUCAUUAGGAGAAACUGGGGAAUGA